AUGGAAAAAACGGGAGAAAGAAUUAGAAAGAAUUAUUUCUCGACAGAGAACCAGAGAAUUAGUUCUCAGGAAAAAAAUGCGAGAUUAAUGGAAAGAUUAAAGAGAGCCAAAGCCAACCGAGCUCAACACUUACAACGUUUACGGAAUGUACCUGAAGAAGAAGAAGAACCUUCUCCGUCUUCGUCACCACCUCAUUCACCACCCCAGAAGCCAAAGGCCAUUUCCCAGUAUUAUCAAAAAGAUUUUAAACUGGGAGACGGGUCUAUGGAAUUCGACAUGUUUCAUGUCAAAUAUCCAGAAGGCAGUGGUGGACAGAAUACCAAACACCUGAUGGUCAAUAAGGAGAGUUUUAAAAAGAAUAAACGAUGCAUCGUUCAGAUCGACAAUCCUUGGGAUAAAUUUUGUUUAGCUCGAGCCAUUGUAGUCACCCGGUUACACAGUCAAAAACCGGAAAAUCCAGAGAGUUUAGUUGAAUGGGAAAAACGAUGGCUACGUAUGCGGAAGGGUGAUGUAAGAGCUAAUGACCAGAAAAACGAAGCUAUAGCUCUCAUGGAACAAGCCGGCUGUGAUAUUCAUCAGCCUUGUGGACCCGAAGAAUGGGGGAAAUUACAACAGGUGUUAGCCCCUCUCUAUCGACUGAAAAUAUAUCAGUUUAAGUCCAACUCCUCUAAACUCAGUUUAGAGCCCAUAUACAAAGGCUGCGGAGAUGGAACUUGUUUAAAUGUUUUGUUAAACGAUCAUCAUUACGAUGCCAUUUUGUCUAUGCCAGCUGUGACCGGCAACCCAUAUUACUGUGAUCAUUGCGAUGUGGGGUACAGGAACAUUACAGGCCAUCGUACCAAGUGUCCUUACCGCUGUUCCUUUUGUUUAACGGACACGCCCUGCCCUCCAGACGGGAGCCACAUUCAAUGUUAUCAAUGCCAGGGAUUUUUUCAGAGCAGAACUUGCUACGAAAACCAUUUAAAACCUCACAGUAAGAAUACGGCCACAACAGUGUGCAGUUUAAUGGGACGAUGCGAGCAUUGUGAGAAAUGGAUGCCUAAAAUGUUACUCCCUCAUCAUCAUUGCGGAGGACAGAAACAAUGUAAGAUCUGUAAGAAAACUGUAGACACGGAUCAUCAGUGCUACGUUCAACUCAAGCCUGAGAAAAAGAAAGGCAAAGAGACAUUACAGUUUUAUAUUUAUUUCGAUUUCGAAUGUACACAGGAAAACGGCAUCCACGUCCCUAAUUUAUGUGUGGCACACCGCGUAUGUCAACAUUGCGGACACUUACCCAUAGAAGAUCACUGUCCUCACUGUCGACACAUGGGACCCCGUCAACACGUGUUUAAAGGGCCAGAUACCUUAAAACACUUCAUGGACUGGUUAUUACAGCCCGACACAGGCAAUAAGAAUUCCGCCUUAUUACACGACGAGGCUAUCAUCAUUGCCCACAAUUUCAAAGGAUAUGAUGGACAGUUCAUUUUAAAUUACCUGGUGCAUUCCGCCUGCAUGACGCCUACAGUCAUCAUGAACGGCAGUAAAAUCUUAUCCAUGCAAAUCUGCGGAUUGAAAUUCAUCGACUCUUAUAAUUUUUUACCUUUUUCUUUAUCUAAAAUGCCCUCUGCUUUCGGAUUCACCGAACUGAAAAAAGGGUAUUUCCCUCACUUUUUUAAUACAGAACAGAACCAGAAUUAUGUGGGGCCUUAUCCACCUGCAGCAUUCUACAAUCCGGACGACAUGUCUAUAAGUGGACGACAGGCUUUUUACCAAUGGUAUGAACAACAAGCCGGAAAAGUGUUUGAUUUCCAGAAGGAAUUUUUAGACUAUUGUAUUUCAGACGUCGAUAUUUUACGACGAUGCUGUGCUCAGUUUCGAGCCACUCUCAAGACCUUAGUCCAUGUAGACCCCUUCCAGGAAUCCAUCACUUUUGCCAGUGCGGCCAAUUUAGCUUACCGUCGAGGAUUCAUGCCCCAAGAUACCAUUGCCAUCAUUCCCAACAUGGGGUAUCAGCCUGCGCGUCAAUAUUCCGCCAAAGCCUGUCGGUGGCUAACCUGGAUGAGUCACCAGAGCGGAUCUCACAUACGACAUGCUAGAAACGGAGGAGAAGUCAAGAUCGGAAGUUAUACCGUAGAUGGAUACCAGGAAGCUACUCGUACCAUCUACGAAUUUCACGGAUGCUAUUGGCACGGAUGCCCUACCUGCUAUCCGAAUCUACAGACCGAAACUCAUCCUCACCGGACACAAUUUACUUACCAGGAAUUACACGAGGAAACUUUAAGGAGGAAUACGGUCUUAGAGGAAAUGGGGUAUUCCGUAUUCCAUCCUUUGAACCCCCGAGAAGCCCUGUACGGAGGCCGCACAAAUGCUUCAAGAUUGUAUUGUGAGGAGGGGGACAUGAGAUACCUGGACGUCUGUUCCUUAUACCCUUACGUCUUAAAACACAGACCUUUUCCCCUAGGCCAUCCUCAGAUCAUAACAGACGACUUCCAGGACGUGAGAACUUAUUUCGGCCUCAUUCACUGUCGGGUCUUACCACCCCGAGGCCUCUAUCACCCCGUUUUACCUUAUCGCACAGGAGGCAAGUUAUUAUUUCUAUUAUGCCGAACCUGUGCGGAACGACAGGACUCUACUUCUAAACAUCGAUGUCAACACACAGACCAGGAACGCAGUCUUACAGGUACUUGGGUGACUACAGAAUUACAUAAAGCCUUAGACAUGGGAUAUACUUUAGAGCGGAUUUACGAGGUUUGGCAUUUUCCAGAAAGCAGUAAAGAUUUAUUCAGAUCUUACAUCGAUACCUUCUUAAAGAUCAAACAGGAAGCGUCUGGAUUCCCACCUGAUUGUCAGACGGAGGAACAAAAACUAGAUUACAUUCGUAAAGUCAUAGACAGAGAAGGCAUUAGAAUGGAUCUGUUAAGUAUAGAAAAAAAUCCGGUGCGAAGAACGAUAGCCAAACUCUUUUUAAAUUGCCUGUGGGGAAAAUUCGCUCAACGCCUGUUAUUACCUAAAACUCGAUACUUGACCGAAGAAGAGGAAUUACAGCAACUCUUAGAAGAUUCGACCAUUGACUUCAAAGGGCUAGAACUCUUAGAAAAUAAAGAGCAGCCCGAAUCGGACAUGAUGCUGGUGAAUUAUCAAGAGAAACAGGAAUUUGUAGAAGAGUGUCCCUUCGGAAACGUGGUACUGGCCUGUUUCACUACCGCUCAUGCCCGAUUACACCUCUACGAGACUUUACAACCUUUAGGAAAUCGGGUCCUUUAUUUCGAUACGGACAGUAUCAUAUACCAACAUUAG
Saccostrea echinata is the source of this 3276-nucleotide messenger RNA. RefSeq lists its product as uncharacterized. The transcript has 3 exons. Bases 1 to 3276 code for a protein of 1091 amino acids. Gene Ontology annotation, biological process: DNA replication. Gene Ontology annotation, molecular function: nucleotide binding; DNA-directed DNA polymerase activity; DNA binding. The record is from RefSeq and is a predicted model, not a curated record. NCBI's taxonomy places the organism in Eukaryota, Metazoa, Mollusca, Bivalvia, Ostreida, Ostreidae.